This is a messenger RNA of Vicia faba (fava bean), 2277 nucleotides long. Lineage: Eukaryota; Viridiplantae; Streptophyta; Magnoliopsida; Fabales; Fabaceae. The record is from the annotation of a GenBank genome assembly.
AUGAAACUUUCUCAUCUUCAUCCUCACCCUCACCCUUUCCCUCGCAUCUCAAACCCACACCACCAUUCAACACCACCCUUCACUUUCUCUAUCUCUUUCUCUUCCAAUUCCAACUUCAAAUUCCCCACUCUUUGCACCUCCCCUUCCUCCACAACACACCACCCUCUCCCUCACAGUUUCACUUCCUCCCAACUCCUCCACCUCCUCCGCAGCCAAAACGACCAACCCUCAUUCAUUCAAACCUUUCAACUCGCCUCUAACCACCCCGAUUUCACACCCAAUUCAUCCUUUUACGAUGAAAUCCUUCUUCAUCUUACCCAAUCCUCCUCCUUUGAUUCCAUCACAACCGUUCUCAAACAAAUGAAAUCUUCCGGUUUCAUCCCAAAAGCCAACACUUUUGCUACUCUCAUCCAUGGUUUUACCCAUUUUCAAGAAAUUGAACGAGUGCUUCAUAUCAUGGAAAGUGAAUUAGGUUUUAAAUCAGAUACCAAAUUCUACAAUCUAGCUCUGAAUGCUCUUGUUGAGGAUAACAAGCUUAAGUUAGUAGAAAUGCUGCAUUCGAAGAUGGUUUCUGAGGGUGUACCUCUUGAUGUUUCUACUUUUAAUGUUUUGAUCAAGGCUUUGUGUAAUGCUCAUCAAUUAAGACCUGCAAUUUUGAUGCUUGAGGAUAUGGUGAAUCAUGGUGGGUUGAAACCUAAUGAGAAAACUUUCACUACUUUGAUGCAGGGUUUUAUUGAAGAGGGUGAUUUGAAUGGUGCUUUGAGGAUAAGAAAACAAAUGGUGGGGUAUGGUUGUUUGUUAACACAUGUUUCUGUGAAUGUUUUGGUCAAUGGUUUUUGCAAACAAGGUCGCGUUGAGGAAGCUCUUAGAUUCAUUCAUGGGGUUUCUCAGGAAGGGCUUUUCCCUGAUCAGGUUACUUUUAAUACUUUGGUGAAAGGGUUGUGUAGAAACGGAAAUGUUAAUGAUGCUUUGGAAAUUGUGGAUUUUAUGACUGAGAAUGGGUUUGAUCCUGAUGUGUAUACAUAUAACUCCUUGAUAUCUGGAAUGUGUAGAUUGGGUGAAUACGAUAAGGCAAUAGAACUUUUGCAACAGAUGAUUUUGAGAAAUUGUUCUCCAAAUACUGUAACUUUCAAUACACUUAUUAGUGCCUUGUGUAAGGAGAAUGAAAUUGACGCGGCCACUGAACUUGCCCGAAUUCUUGUUAGCAAGGGGAUGUUGCCGGACGUUUGUACUUUCAAUACUUUGAUACAGGGUUUAUGCUUGACUAAGAACCGGGAGAUUGCAAUGGAGCUGUUUGAAGACAUGAAAAAGAAAGGGUGUCAACCUGACGAGUUCACGUACAGUAUAUUGAUCAACAGUCUGUGUUCUGAACGGAGGCUUAAAGAAGCAUUGACACUGUUGAAAGAAAUGGAGUUAAGUGGCUGUGCUAGGAAUGUUGUAGUGUACAAUACUUUGAUAGAUGGUUUAUGUAAAAGCAGAAGGGUUGAAGAAGCAGAGGAGAUCUUUGAUCAGAUGGAACUUUUGGGGGUGUCGAGAAGUUCAGUAACGUAUAACACCCUUAUUGAUGGUCUUUGUAGAAACCAGAGAGUCGAAGAAGCUUCUCAACUUUUGGAUCAGAUGAUAAUGGAAGGAUUAAAGCCUGACAAAUUCACUUAUAAUUCAUUGCUUACAUAUUUCUGCAGAGUUGGAGAUAUAGAGAAAGCAGCUGAUAUUGUGCAAUCUAUGAAUUCAAAUGGAUGUGAACCGGAUAUUGUUACCUAUGCUACUCUUAUUGGUGGAUUAUGUAAAGCUGGUAGAGCAGAGGUUGCAAGUAAGCUUCUUCGAUCUGUUCAGAUGAAAGGUAUUGUCUUGACCCCACAUGCUUAUAACCCUGUGAUUCAAGCAUUAUUCAGAAGGAAGAGAACAAAAGAAGGAAUGAGGCUUUUCAGAGAAAUGAUAGAAAAGAGCGACCCACCAGAUGCUGUAACAUACAAGAUUGUUUUCCGUGGGCUGUGUAAUGGUGGAGGACCGAUAGAAGAGGCUGUUGAUUUUACAGUUGAGAUGUUGGAGAAAGGAAUACUGCCAGAGUUUCCAUCGUUUGGUUUUUUGGCAGAAGGGCUUUGUUCUUUAUCAAUGGAGGACACUCUCAUUGAACUUAUCAAUCUGGUGAUGGAGAGAGCAAAAUUGUCGAAAAGGGAAACCUCUAUGAUCAGAGGCUUCCUCAAGAUCCGUAAGUUUAAUGACGCCUUGGCCAAUCUUGGUGGUAUCUUGGAUAUGCAAAAUUCUAGAAGAUAUUGA